GUGGAUUACGAUCGGGGAAGUAAGGAGGGGUACAGAGUCAUUCAGGCAGUAACGUCAGUGAUAGCUUGUGUGAAAGAUUUUGCGUUGUCCCAUAGUCGUUGCAAUGCCCGGACUCACUUUACUACGUUUAUCUAGCUAAUUUGAUUCCUUUGUUUUUUUCAUCGUAAUAAGAUAAUCAUCAAUUUUAAUUGCUGCCUUUUUAUUCAUUUUAAUCCGUUUUAGUGUCGGGCUUCAACUAGCUAGAAUUCAAGUUGGGAUAUUCAGCUAGCCAGCUUUUAGCUAGCUAGCCAGCUUUUAGCUAGCUAGCGCAAGAAGCAGCUGUUGUAAUCCUUCUUGGGUGUACAGGUUCAGAGGAAGAUGAAGGUGACUGUGGAUUUCGAAGAAUGCCUUAAAGACUCUCCUAGAUUUCGAGCCACUAUAGAGGAGGUUGAGGGGGAUGUUGGGGAACUGGAGUCAAAGCUGGACAAGUUGGUCAAGCUGUGUAUUGGAAUGAUAGAUGCUGGAAAAGCAUACAACACAGCCAACCGGCAGUUUGUUAGUGGGAUACGGGAGCUAGCCCAGCACUCCACCAAAGAUGAAGUCAUUGAGUCCAGUCUUACAAAGUUUGCAGAGAGUCUGCAGGAGAUGAUCAACUAUCACACAAUUUUAUUUGACCAGGCCCAGAGAUCCAUAAAGUCACAACUCCAAACAUUUGUGAAAGACGACCUGCGAAAGUUCAAGGAUGCCAAGAAGCAGUUUGACAAGGUGAGCGAGGAGAAGGAGACGGCCCUGGGGAAGAACGCCCAAGCGCCACGCAACAAGCAGCACGAGAUGGAGGAGGCCACCAAUAUCCUGACCGCCACACGCAAGUGCUUCCGCCACAUCGCCCUGGACUACGUGCUGCAGAUAAAUGUCCUCCAGUCAAAGAGAAGAUUUGAAAUCCUCAAAUCGAUGCUGUCCUUCAUGUAUGCCCACCUGACAUUCUUCCAUCAAGGCUAUGACCUGUUCAGUGAACUGCAGCCUCUCAUGAAUCUGCUAGGUGGACAGCUGGACCAGCUGGUAGUAGACGCAGCCAAAGAGAAGCGUGACAUGGAGCAGAAGCACUCCACCAUCCAGCAGAAGGACUUCUCGAAUGAUGACACAAAGCUAGAGUACAAUGUGGACACAGACAAUGGCAUUGCCAUGGAGGGUUACCUGUUCAAGAGGGCCAGCAAUGCCUUCAAAACCUGGAACAGGCGCUGGUUCUCCAUUCAAAAUGAUCAGCUAGUUUACCAGAAGAAAUUUAAGGACAUCCCUACGGUGGUGGUGGAGGAUCUGCGGUUGUGUACGGUGAAGCAAUGUGAGGACAUUGAGCGACGCUUCUGCUUCGAAGUGGUGUCCCCGACCAAGAGCUGCAUGAUGCAGGCCGACUCGGAGAAGCUACGACUGGCCUGGAUCAAGGCUGUCCAGAGCAGCAUCGCCACGGCCUUCAGAGAGAAGGGCGAGGACGCCGAGAAGCUGGACAGGAAGUCGUCGACGUCCACAGGCAGCCUGGACUCAGGAGGCGAAGUCAAGGAGAAGUCUCUGAAAGGGGACGGCGCUCUGCAGCGGGUGCUGGCCAUCCCGGGGAACGGCAGCUGCUGCGACUGUGGUCAGGCCGAACCCCGCUGGGCCAGCAUCAACCUGGGCAUCACCCUGUGCAUUGAGUGCUCCGGCAUACACAGGAGCCUGGGCGUCCAUUUCUCCAAGGUGCGAUCUCUGACGUUGGACUCCUGGGAGCCAGAGCUGCUGAAGCUGAUGUGUGAACUGGGGAAUGGAGUGAUAAACCAAAUCUAUGAAGCCCAGAGAGAAGAACUGUGUUUCAAAAAGCCUCAACCUGGAGAUCCCAGGCAGGAGAUUGAGGCCUACAUCAGAGCCAAAUACGUCGACAAGCGGUUUGUCAGGAAGCAGUCGGCUGAAGAGCAGAGGUCAAAGGUCAUUGCCCUGAGCAAAAAGGAGAAGAGGUUGAGCAGCAGCACAGAGCACCUUCCCCCGCGGCCACCCCCACCCACUCCAAGACUGCGGCCCGCCUCGUCCGCAUCAGUUCGGAGUGCGGAUAGUGGCAUCCAGAACAGCGCGGAUGGGAGCCGGGAGAUGCUGGCCUCCACGCCUUCCAACAACAGUCUGAGUGAAGCAGAGCUCCCGGAGCCCCCUAUCCCCCCUUUUCCUUUGCCACGGAGCGACUCUUCUGUGUUUCUGGAGCCCGGCGAGUGCUCACCAGGUCUGCAGCUCUAUUGGGCGUCCUACGCCCGCAGCCUGCCCGACAUGGCGGAGGCGUUCGCCCAUGGCGCCGACGUCAACUGGGUCAACGUCGACGACCAGAACCGGACCCCCCUUGUCCAGGCAGUGCAGGGGGGCUCCUUAGUUACGUGUGAGUUCCUGCUCCAGAAUGGUGCCAAUGUAAACCAGCAGGAUAUCCGGGGAAGGGGCCCCCUGCACCACGCCACCAUCUUGGGCCACACUGGGCAGGUGUGUCUGUUCCUGAAGAGGGGAGCCAGUCAGAAUGCAGUGGACAUCGACAGCAAAAGCCCACUGUCUAUCGCCGUCAAUGCUGCCAAUGCCGACAUUGUAACGCUGUUGCGUCUGGCCAAGAUGAACGAGGAGAUGCGGGAGGCGGAGGGUCCCUACGGACAGACAGGCGAUGAGACCUACCAGGACAUUUUCAGAGAUUUCUCCCAGAUGGCCUCAGAUGACCCGGACAAGCUGAACCGGUUCCAGCCGUACGACUCCCCAGGGGAGUGACGGAACGUUUGAUUGGCUGGGCAGGUGGCGGACAGGACAUGUGAGCAGG
Conger conger (European conger) is the source of this 2788-nucleotide messenger RNA. It is a transcript of the gene acap2a, whose product is annotated as ArfGAP with coiled-coil, ankyrin repeat and PH domains 2a. The record is from RefSeq and is a predicted model, not a curated record. The transcript has 23 exons. Lineage: Eukaryota; Metazoa; Chordata; Actinopteri; Anguilliformes; Congridae. Gene Ontology annotation, molecular function: GTPase activator activity; protein binding. Gene Ontology annotation, cellular component: cytoplasm. The coding region runs from base 358 to 2739 and encodes 793 amino acids.